Molecule: messenger RNA, 5388 nt
Organism: Cinclus cinclus
Lineage: Eukaryota; Metazoa; Chordata; Aves; Passeriformes; Cinclidae
Gene: SKIC3
Product: SKI3 subunit of superkiller complex
Exons: 41
Coding region: 145-4872 (1575 amino acids)
Cellular component (GO): Ski complex
Molecular function (GO): protein binding
Source: RefSeq, a predicted model, not a curated record
AAGAGGAGCUACUAUGUGUGUAGGGUGUUUUCUCCUAAGUCUUAACUACAGGCUCUUAAAACACCUCUCGUUAAAUGCAUCUUAACCUGUAAAAAUUCUUGGAUAGCUUCUUUGUAUCAUUUAACUUUGGAAUUAACAGGAGUAAUGGCUGAAUCCUGCACUGGAGCUAAAUCAGCCACAAUGUCAAAUAAGGAGGUGAAGGCAGCAUUAAAGAGUGCUAGAGAUGCAAUAAGAAAUAAAGAGUAUAAGGAGGCCUUAAAACAUUGCAAGGCAGUCUUGAAGCAAGAAAAGAAUAACUACAAUGCUUGGGUAUUCAUUGGCCUGGCAGCUGCUGAGUUAGAGCAGCCUGAUCAGGCCAAAGGAGCAUACAAGAAGGCUAUUGAACUUGAACCAAACCAGUUACUGGCAUGGCAGGGACUAGCAAAUUUGUAUGAAAAACCCAACCAAAUAGAUGUCAAAGCAGACUUAGCAGAUGUUUACCAAAAACUCUUGGAACUCUAUGAAAGUGGUGACAAGCAGAAAUGGUGUGAUGUAUGUAACAAGCUUGUGGAACUGUACCAUCAAGAAAAGAAAUAUUUAGAGGUGGCUGAAACUUGCCAGAAGCUAAUAAGGAUGAAACAGGAAGAAGGUGCAGAAAAGGCAGAGCUUCAUCAGCUUUGGAAGAAGAUGAUCCAUUUACUGAAAGACAGUACAAGGAACCAGGAUAAUAAGACUGGGCAGCUGCUUUUGACUGCAUUUGAGCAUGCAUUGCACUCUGCUGACACUGUUCCUGGUGACGACCACCAAAAUCUUUACAAAGACUUCAUACAGUGCUUGUCAAAUUUUCCUCAUGAAGUGGCUAGGUUGGAAAAAGCCUGUCAUGAUAUGGUGGCUUUGUAUCCUACUGUGAGUUACCCUUUGGAAGUACUUUGCUUGCACUUUGUUCAGUCAGCAGGUACUUUGUCGGAAGAGGCCCUGCACUGUUUCUCUAGGCUUUUGGAGAUGGAUGCGAACAGUGGUCCAGGCAUCAUUGGUUUUGGUAUAAAAUGCCUCAAAGAAAAUAAGUACAAGGAGGCUGUUAAGAGUCUGACAGAAGGUUUGCAGAAGACUAACCAGUGUCCAGCAGCAUGGUAUUAUCUAGCAGAGGCACAGAUGAAAAUCCAUGAGCACAGGAAUGCUGUCCUAUCCUGUAAUCAAGCUCUUGAGGCUCUUGGAACUCCUGCGGGUCCUAAUCUUCGGUGGAAUAACCUUGCCCUUCAAUUGAAAGCGGAGACUUUGAUUAAAAUAGCUGAUGCUGAUGCUGCAGAAGAAGCCAUUAAAGCACUUGAGCAGAUUAUAGGUGGAAGCAGUGAUCCAGUGGUUUCAGCUCUCAGGGGUCAGGCUUAUCUAAACAUAGGUUUAAUGGAUCAAGCUUCAAAGAUUUCUCAAGAGCUUCUGUUGUCCCACCCUGAUCUGGCUGAGGCCUAUGCGCUAGAGGGUUUCAUCCAUUAUUCCCAAAAGAACUAUGAGCAGGCAGAAAAAAGUUUUCUAAAUGCCAUUGAAAGAAAGGCUGGAACUGCAGAGUAUCAUCAGUACCUGGGGCUCACAUACUGGUUCAUGAGCGAUGAGACAAAAAAAGACAAAGGAAAAGCACUCACUCAGUUCUUGAAGGCUGCAAAAUUGGACAGCUACUUGGGAAGUGCCUUUUGUUAUCUAGGUAACUACUACAGAGACAUUGCUGGAGACAAAAGUAGAGCUCGUGGUUGCUAUAAAAAGGCUUUUGAACUGGAUGAGAUGGAUGAAGAAUCUGGAACAGCAGCUGUCAACUUAAGUGUGGAACUUGGAGACAUGGACACUGCUCUGUCAAUCCUGAAUGAAGUGACUGAAAAAGCAAGACCUGGUACAGCAAAAUGGGCCUGGCUUCAUCGUGGACUUUACUACUUGAGAACUGGUCAGCCGUCACAAGCAGUGGCUGAUUUGCAGGCAGCUCUCAGGGCUGAUCCAAAGGAUUCCAACUGCUGGGAGUCUCUAGGGGAGGCUUACUUUAACAGAGGUAGCUACUCAACAGCUCUGAAAUCCUUCAGGAAAGCAAGUGAGCUGAACCCAGGGCUUGUGUACAGCAUUUACAGAGCUGCAGCACUCGAGCAGAUUCUAGGCAAAUAUGAAAAUGCUAUAGCUACCUAUCAACAGAUUUUAAAGAAGACAGAAAACUAUGUGCCUGCACUGAAAGGACUUGGUGAGUGUUAUCUCAUGCUGGCAAGAUCAGCCCUUGAUAACUAUUUGGAUAGGAAGGCUGUGGAUUACAUAGAGCAGGCCCUUGCAUAUUUUACAAGGGCAGUAAAGCACCGCCCUGAUGUAUCUUGCCUCUGGAAACUCUUAGGAGAUACCUGUACUAGUGUGCAUGUUAUUUCACCAACCAAAGUAAAUGUUCAAGUACCAGGAUCUCUUCUGAGUAAAAGUGCAACCGAACAAGUACUGAAGAAAAAUGAGCUUCUCAUACUGGGAGGAAGGUGUUAUGGCAGAGCUUUAAAACUGAUGUCUUUGCCUAGCAUAUGGUGUGAUCUUGGAAUAAAUUAUUAUCGACAAGCAGAGCACCUCACAGCAGUGGGCACCAACAUGAAUGAGAUCAGUGAACUGCUAGAGAAGUCUUUGCAGUGUCUCAAAAAAGCUGUGAGACUGGACAGCAAAAAUCAUCUCUAUUGGAAUGCGCUUGGUGUGGUUGCUUGUUGUAGCGCUAUUGGGAAUUAUGCUCUUGCUCAACAUUCGUUCAUCAAAUCCGUUCAAGCUGAGCAAAUUAAUAUUGUUGCCUGGACCAACUUGGGGGUUUUGUAUCUGGCAACUGGAAACAUUGAGCAAGCUCAUGAAGCCUUCAAGGUAGCCCAGUCUCUGGAGCCUUCUUACCUGUUGUGUUGGAUUGGACAGGCUCUUAUUGCAGAGACUGUGGGCAGCUAUGAUACCAUGGAUCUCUUCAGGCACACGACUGAACUCAGUAUGCAUACUGAGGGAGCAAAAGGCUACGCCCACUGGGUAUGUUCAACACUGCAGGAUAAAGCCAACAGAAACACUGAACUGUAUCUGUACAACAUUGUUCAAAUGAAUGCUAUACCAACAGCCCAAGUGGUCUUGAGCAAAUAUGCAGAAAGAAAUCCAGAUGAUGCUUCUGCUUUCAUAAUGUUUGGGUUUUUGAAUGAAUAUCUGCAUCUAAAACAGCAGGCAGCCUAUGCCUAUGAGAGGGCAGCUUCACUGCUGAAAAACUCAGAGGAUACUGAGAAAUACAAUACAGCAAUGCAAAACUAUGGCAGGUCACUGUGUGCACUUGGGCUGUCUGAUGAGGCCAUUGAAGUUUACACAUCAAUACCCCUAACUGAGUUUGAUGGCAUUGUGGGGCUAGCAUUAGCUUACUUCAAGAAAGGACUCUUAGAAGAAAGUAUCAAAGCCUAUGAAAAAGCCUUGUCUGUUGCUGAGUCUGAAAAAGAUAAAGCGCAUAUCCUGACUGCCUUGGCAAUAAUAGAAUAUAAACUGAACAAAGUGGAUGCUGCAAAGACACUACUGUUUAAAUGCUCGCUAAAGGAACCUAGUGUGGAAAGUCUGAAGGCUUUGUGCACUCUGGGAUUGGUAAAGCAGGAUGCAACACUUGCUACAGCAGCCCUAAAAGAAUUACUGAAGCAUGAAAAAGGGGAUGACGGGAUUUAUGAGAGAUGUCUUAUUGCAUCUGCUGUUUAUGCAUUACAAGGUAGAAAUGUGGCAAUCCAGAGGGAAGUUUCCAAAGCAAUACACAGUUACCCUGAUAAUCCUGCCCUUUGGUCUCUUCUGUCUCGACUAGUUCCACUUUAUGCAUCAAAAAAGCCAAAAGGAGGAGCUGUGGCAGGAAGUGUUGCACAUACACUUGAUGUAAACUGUGGAAAGGAAGUCCUGCUGAAUAUUGCAGUUAAUCAGUUGGUAGCAGGAUGUCACAUGUUAGAAGAUAAGAAAAACAAUCCUUUGAAAAAUAUUCAGAAGGCCAUCCAUGUCUGUCCAGAUAAUCCUGCUGCUUGGGCAGUGCUAAUGGCAGCCUGUCAUGCUGAAAACACUGUUGUCUGUCUAAACAACACUGAACCAAAACAAACAGGUCUAGAGAUGACACUUGUGUCUACAGUUUCAGCCAAAACUGGGGAAAAUAACCUUCCACGUAAUUAUGUCCGUAUGCUUGAAGACUGGUGUCUGUGUCAAGCUAUUACCAGUCUAGAGGAGACUGGUAAACUCUCAGAAGCUGAAGCUCUCUGUAAAAAGGGCUUAAAAAGCUGCCCUGAGCAUCCAGCUCUGUUUUUGCUUUUGAGACAAGUUCAAUGUAAACAGCUGUUGCAGUCUCACAAAGAACUUCCGGACAACAUCCUGGAGGAACUUCGCAAGACAGUCAUGUCCAGUUCAUCAUCAGCUGCAGCCUGGCAAUGGCUGGCAAAAAUAUAUCAGUCUCAGAGAAUGAUGACUGGAGCAGAGAUGUGUUACAGAAGGAGUCUGCAGUUGGCAUCACAGCAGGGCAGCUGGAACGGGAAGUUAUCUAGUCUGCUCAGGCUAGCUAUGCUUGCACUGGAAAUCUGCAUGGCAAAUGUCCCAAAUGAACACUGGCCAUCCUUGGUUCAGGAAGCAACAACUGAAGCUUUGAAACUUUCUCCUUGCCCCUUGGCAGCUCUUCUUCAAGCUCUGCUACAGUAUAAUCGCAAAAUGGGAGCAAGGGAGACUCGGCGAAUGUUGGAGAGAGUCGUUUAUCAACCAGGGAAUCCAGAAACCAUAGUGUCGGUGGCACGCUGGUACCUCCUGCAACAUCUGUAUGCCAAAGAUGAUUGUGAAUUAAUAGAUGUGCUUAUAGAAAAUGCCAAAGCUAAUGGAGACGUUAGAGCUCUGGAACUAAAUGAGAAAUUGUCCGCAAGUGCCUAGAAUGGACAGUCUCAAGCAAAAUAUUCUUCUGUUCAUCCAAUUGAAUUAGUUCACCUUCCAGAAGCAUGUGUUUUGGGAUGUUUUGUUUUUAUGUCUGACUUAUUUUUUCUGUUUCUUCAACUGCAGCCUUGUCUUUAGUUUUGCUUUUGCUUGAACAAAAGUAGGUUAUUUUCAUGUUAAGCACUUAAAAUCACAUUUAUUUUGAAAAGAAAAUCCUGAACUUUGCUUUUGUUUGCUCCCCCACUUAAUCUUUGUCACUAUUCACAAUAGAGUAUUUCCCCCUAGGACACACACAGAAGUACAAUAUUAAAUCCACUGCCAGCGAUGCCAGGUUUUCUUGGCACAGAAUCUUAAGAGCCAAGUAGCAGCCAACUUCUGUCAUCUCUCAGUAACUCAGCUGCUGAUUGCUUAAUUGGAUGAAUCAUGACAGCAGUUCUUAAGACAUGUUGUUAUUUUGCCUUUAUGUACAUAAAAACAAAAAAUAAAUAAAGUAGUGAUUCUGACUUGUGAAAAUUA